CACAAAGUGAGUCAAUGUAAUUCCCCUCAAGUGUGUGUGUCUGCUGGUACCUUGUGUCUUGCUCCAUCGCGCUCAGCAUCCUGCAGCAUCCAGGACAUUCAGUCAUUACGAGCUCUUUCGAGUGCAGAGGCUGCUGUUGCUGCUGAAAUGCACCUCGAGUGAGCCGCGGCUGUGUGGACCUCACAGCUGAGCCGGAGGAGAUGAACAUUUGAACCAUCAGAGAGGACUGAGGUGAUGGUUGCACAUUAGGCAGGGGAUCCAUCGCUCGACCCGAACUGUUGAAAGACUCGCUCUCUCCGCGCUGCUCGCACUCAGCCGGACCGUCACCAUGAUGAUGUAUCUGUGGGGUAACCAGGACACACCAGCACCCCCGGACCCAUCCAUGGCCCAGACUUACCCCACCGCCCAGUUCGCCCCCCCUCCUCAGAAUGGCAUUCCGGCUGAGUUCACGGCUUCACACCCACAUCCGCAUCCACACUCGCAUCCUCACUCGCAUCAGCACCCGGCAGCGCCGCAGGACUACGCCGGGGUCCAGGCUUCGGUCAGUGAGCACCCCCUCAACAUGUACCAGACCUCACAGAGCCACAGGGAGCCCGGCGGCUCCGACAGCGGCAGCCAGACCGUCCCAGGCACAGCAACACAGACAGACGACGCGGCCCAGACGGACAGCCAGUCAUCGACGCAGAACGCACCUGAAAGCACAGACAGCAAAGCCCAACCCAAGAGACUCCACGUCUCCAACAUCCCCUUCAGGUUCAGAGACCCAGACCUCAGGCAAAUGUUUGGUCAAUUUGGCAAAAUCCUCGAUGUGGAAAUCAUCUUCAAUGAACGUGGGUCAAAGGGCUUUGGCUUUGUGACGUUUGAGCAUAGUUUGGACGCCGACAGAGCCAGAGAGAAAUUACAUGGCACAGUGGUUGAAGGUCGUAAAAUAGAGGUCAACAAUGCAACAGCCCGAGUCAUGACGAACAAGAAGACUGUCAACCCAUAUGCAAAUGGCUGGAAGUUGAAUCCAGUGGUCAGCGCUGUCUACAGCCCAGAAUUCUAUGCAGUCCCAGGAUUUCCCUACCCAGCAGCCACUGCAGCCGCCGCAGCGUACAGAGGAGCCCACAUACGGGGGAGAGGACGGACGGUAUAUAACACAUUCAGGGCAGCUGCUCCACCUCCUCAUAUCCCAGCAUAUGGAGGUGUUGUUUACCAGGAUGGAUUUUAUGGUGCAGAUAUUUAUGGUGGUUACACUGCCUACAGAUAUGCCCAGCCUACUGCUGCCACAGCUGCUGCAUACAGUGACAGUUACGGACGAGUAUAUGCUGCCGACCCCUACAACCACACACUCACUCCAGCAGCCACAUACAGCGUUGGUGCCAUGAACGCGUUCACACCACUGACAGAUGCCAAAGCUCGGAGCCAUGCAGACGACGUGGGGCUGGUGCUGUCCUCCCUGCAGGCCAGUAUAUACCGGGGAGGAUACAGCCGCUUCGCACCUUAUUAAGCAACACCUUCAACCCAAAACCAACCUUCCAACAGGACACAGAAGCUUGUAUGUGAGCGAGCGAGCGAAUGAGUGAGUGAGUGAGUGAGAGCGAGGGAGUACUAGCGGUGGACUGGGUACUGCAAUACAUGCAUUUUGUGCAUCACUUCAACGACUCCCGAUAAGAGCGAGCGGAAGAAAAAAAUAAUAAAAUGACAGCUGAUAUUUUCCAUCUUAUACCUCAGAUAUUUUGUGCUGUGUAUUUUGAUAUUGUGGGUUUUUCAUUUCUGGAGAUUUGAAACAUAUAUUAGAUUAUCAGCUGUACAUUUUUUUCAUGGUACUAAUAGAGACUAGAAACGAUAGGAGGAAUAAAAUACAGUAUUUAACAGACUCUAUGGGCUUCUAUCUAACCCUGUAUGAUAGGUCAUUGUCACCUUAGGUUUCUGUCUUUGUUUUGGGAUUUUCCUAGGUUUUCUAAGAGUGUUAGCGUGACUGCGCUAGUCAAGUGCUGUGGUUUCCCCCGUCUCUGUUUUCGUUGGCACUUUCUCUGUUUAGCGGUGAUAGACUUCCUGUUUUCAGGAAAAGAGGAAGUUAAGAAGCAAAUAUGAUCAAACGCAGGAAAGUCCUCUAGUAGGACUUCAGAUGCUAAACUGAGCAGCUGAGAAUGAACCACACCCAUUUUGCCACCGUUUACUUUGCACGUAAACAAACCAGUAAAGUUUCCAAACAGGUGAACAAAGUGCUAAUGUCUCGACUGUCCACAUCAUCUUCAGCUUCUCCCACGACAGGUUUUGUGAGCCUUUUGAUGAUAUAUAUAUUUAUUGAUUUUUUUUUUUCUUAUAAUGUGUUCCACAGAAGCAAAGGAUAUGCUAAAGCUAAUGUAGCAGUGCACUGAAACACAGUUGUCUUUUUAAAAUAAAAAACUACCUUUAACUUAUAAUAAUAAUUAUAAAUAAUAAUUCUUGCAAUACAUUAAAACAGCAGAAGAAUCAUUUUUCAAACAUGAGAUUUAACAGUUUUAUUUUCUAACCAAAAAUAUUAUAGAUAAUAGUUAAGGUCUUAUUGUGCUUUCUAAAACUAAUUUUAGUUACUGUAGCAUUAUGAGAAAAAAUUAAGAUGAUAUGAACGCAUACAGACUGAAGAAACUAUAGCAAGAGAAAAAAAAAUAAGAAUUUCAGCAAAAUAUGUGGGUAAAAGGGAAAAAAAAUAGCUCUUUGAUUCCACAUAGUUUGAUAGUCAUGAAUUUUAGAUUAAAAGUAUAAAAAUGUUUUCAGGAAGAUUAGAAUAAAAUACAUUUUAGCUUGAGCUAUACAAAUCAAAUGCAAGUGCUAACACAGUAUAUUGUUUCUCUCACUCAUAUCUCCAGAGCUGGACAACAUUCUGAUGCAAUUUGAAAAUUGAAAAACUUUUUUGGUUUGGUUGUUUAUCUUUGUAAUUGAUCACUGAGAGGCUGAUGUUUAUGAAUUCAGUACUUUCAAAAGCAGAACAUAAAAUGGCUGCCAACAAGCUAAUAGUGAGUCUCUGGUCCGUCACGAUGCUCAUCCUCGACAGUCGUCGAACAUUUUUAAUUUUCCGCUGUUUGCAGGAGGUUCCAGUCAAAACUUGGAUUUUAUUUAUUUCAUCACCGCGUCCAAUUCAAAGCCUGAAAACAUGCCAACAGCUCCAGUCUGUUCCGUCUCUUCCAGCCCAACAUUUUCGUGCUAAAGGCACCGCAUUGUUUUUUAACUAUCAACAAAUUUAUGCAGACGCCCUCAGAAGAACAUGAAGCAUCAUUCACUCUUGAGUUGAAGCUUCAUUCUCAGCUGCUGCUGCCUCAGUCUGAUAAAACAAGUGUAGCUCAGCACUUGUUCAAGCUCCAGUAUCACUGACUCCUGGUUGUACACAGUAGGGCAUCACUUGAAGCCAAAGGUGCCAGGGGAUAUAUGUGGAGCUCUAACUGGUGUGAGGGACGACCAUGGCAGGGUCACUGUUCAGUCCAGUCCUAGCUAGAUGAAAACUAUGAAAAAUAAAUUUAAAAAAUCUGAAGUGAAUGAAGGACAGAGGAGGGUGUUGAGAUAGGUUUUGUGGCACUAAUCCUCUUCCGUACUGAGUAGCGUUGGUCAGCCAGACAUAGAUGUUUUUUAUAUAAACUUACAAGGUAACAAUUGUUAUAACGAAUGAUUUUUAUAUUCCAGAGGAGAUUUAAAAUAUAUAUUGCGGUGGCUGACGGCCACUGUGUCUAUUUUAUCUUUUGUGUUGCAUUUUUGUUCUUUCCUAAUUAGAAUUCAAAGGGAGUGACAUAUAGUGCGAGUCAUAUUAUGAAUAAUAAUAAUAAUAACCCAACAAUGUAUUGAAUUUGACCUGUGCAGUGCAGAUGUUCUCCUAUAUGAACUACAUAAUGCUGUUUUAGAUUUAGAGCUGUAGAUCCGUGGUCAGGAAGAAGCUAUCUCAUUUUCUCUUUUCCAUCAAGAUCACGUAACCAUGUUGUAGAUAAGAUCAUUGGGGUUUGCUUUUCCUUUUCUUUCUUCUCAACUCUACCAUUUUGCACAUGUAACUUUCACGUCAUUCCAAGACAUAUCAGUGCUGUAGUUGUUAACUAUUAUGAUGCUUUUUUAAGGCCACCCCCCAUGCUAAUCUAAAUGUGACCUUUUUUCCUAAGACACAACCUUUACUCUUUAAACAGUAAACGUUGGAGUAUAACGAUAUUAUGAAAGCUCAUUUGUGAACAGGCUAAUUUAUGGUGUACAUAGCAGUUCUUGGAAUAAAUCUGUAGUGUAUUUGGGAAGCGCUACACAGGAGCAGGAACUGGGCACGGCCGACGCUGCAAGUCCGCCUCCACUUCCUGCCUCCAGUUCUGUUUACAACUAUUCCCAAUUAAUUGUGCUGUUACAUAUCUUCCUUUUUGUAUUUAUGAAAAAUAGAUAGCUAAAGAAUCCGAUGCAUCUCAUUCUGGAUCUACGCAGCAGUAGGAACCUCAGGCCGUUUGGCUCGGCCGGUUCAAACCUUCGUAUGUUGUUGGUAAAGAUUGUGAUUCAAAAAAAAACCUUCACGUCUUCACUUUGCUGAAUGUCUGAUUCCGCAAAUACUUUAUACAAGCUCAGCUUCCAGUAGGUUUUGUGGUUCAAAACAAGGCUUCCUAUGCCGUCAUUGUAUGUGCAUGUACUAUGGUUCUUCCACUUAACAGUAACCAUCAAUAAAGAUUUGGGUUUUAUCUACUUCUUGG
Messenger RNA from Synchiropus splendidus (mandarinfish), 4670 nucleotides. RefSeq names its product RNA binding fox-1 homolog 1 (gene rbfox1). Lineage: Eukaryota; Metazoa; Chordata; Actinopteri; Syngnathiformes; Callionymidae. Gene Ontology annotation, cellular component: nucleus; cytoplasm. Gene Ontology annotation, molecular function: mRNA binding. The record is from RefSeq and is a predicted model, not a curated record. The transcript is spliced from 12 exons. Gene Ontology annotation, biological process: nervous system development; regulation of alternative mRNA splicing, via spliceosome. The coding region runs from base 329 to 1489 and encodes 386 amino acids.